GUCAGACCGAGGAUACCGAGACAGGCCCGUCGCCGCGGUGCGCUGCGCUGCGCUAUCCUCGACCCGUCGUCGCGUUUUGUGUGCGCCGUUUUUUCCAGUUCCAGUUCACGCUCGGUCAUAACAGCAGCAGCGCAGCCGAGCACAGCCGCCGCCGCCAAACCAGCCCCGACCACCUCGUGAAGGCGCUUACUUUCGUGCCACACCAGCGCAGCCAGCCGCACGAUUGCUGCUGCACGCGCAGACGAAGAGAAGCCCUGCGGGGCCGCCAAGAAGAUGGUCAAGCCGAUGUACGAGCUCUGCCUCAACAAGGCGGUGCGGUUCUACACGGCGCCCGAGAACUUCGAAAACAAGGAGUUUCGCAACGUACCCGAUAAUGUCCUCUUCGACUUCUAUCACUUGAUGUACGAUCAGGAUCUAAUGUGCCAGCUGGUUUUGGAACUCAGCGAGUGGCCGGUGUUUGCGCGCAUGUUGACGGUGAAACAAUGCUGGGUGGACCUGCUGCGCAUCUUCCAAGGCCUCCUCAACGUCAACAAGAUGCAGGCGAGCAACCUGGUGCACGACUACAAGUUCUACGCCGAGGAUGCGAGCAAUCGCGAGCAGAUGAUCGAGAUGGGUCUGAAUUUCGCGGUGUUUCUGGUCGAGGGUGCCUGGUACAAUUGCGCCUUCGAACUGCUCAACUGCAUCCACGAAUAUAUCUGCGAGUGGAAGGCCGAGGACUCCUAUCGGCGGAAACUCAUCUAUCUGGAGUGCCUUCAGCGGCGCUUGUACGUCGAAACCAAUUACGCGUUCUUCGACUACGCCGACCGAACGUUUCACUCCUGCCAAGAGCUGCAGCGGCGCAUUGAACGCGAGGCGAGCGAGACGAGGAGGAAGCUGCCGAAUCUGGCGACGCUCUACGCGACAUACACGCAUCUGUUUACGAUGCGCAGCGAGUACGACACAGCAUGCACAUGGGGCUUGAAGGCGAUCGCCCUGCUCAAUUCAGAUCUCUCCAAAAGCGCUUGUCUUUAUGUGCUGCGCAUCGUAGCGAAAGUGUGCGUAAUGAAGCGGCGCUACUCCGAGGGCAACUUUUUGAUUCAGCAGGCGUUGAUGCUGGCGAAGGAGUUGUACGAAGUUGAUCUACAUCCGAACUUUGCGGAUACCCUCAUGGUGUACGGGUUUUUCCUGCUCAAUCACGACAAUAUCCGCGAGAGUCUGGAAGUCUACAAGAAAGCGCUCAAUGUGCGCGUCGCCGUUUUCGGUAAAAAUAACAUUCACGUCGCGUUUGCCUAUGAAGAGUUAGCUUAUGCGCAUUAUGUGCAUGAGUACAGCUCGGGAGACUUCCAGAAAGCACUCGAAUACGCUAACAAAGCAACUAGAAUCUUAUCGAAUCUUUUACCUCCGCAUCAUCUUUCUCUCGCGUAUACAAAACGUGUAAAAGGUUUGAUUGUCGAGGAAAUCGCGCUGGAUCUGCGUGAACCAAGCGAGCGAGAACAACGCGCGCUGCUUUUACUAGAAGCCGAGAUGCUGCACAAGUCAGCGCUGUCGCUCUCAAAGCGCACGUUCGGCCUUGAGAAUGUACAGACGGCGAAACACUACGGGAAUCUCGGACGCGUCUAUCAAUCGAUGGACGAAUACCAGGAAGCCGAACGAAUGCAAUUGAUCGCCAUCCGCAUCAAGGAGAGCAUCCUUGGCAAUUGGGAUUAUGAAGUGGGGCUAAGUAUGGGCCAUCUUGCGUCGCUGUACAAUUUCCACAUGAAGCGAUUCAAAGAUGCGGAGCAUUACUAUCUGCGCUCGAUUGAAAUCGGGAAAAAUCUCUUUGGUGAGUCGUACUCCGGUUUGGAAUACGACUACCGCGGACUGAUUAAAGUCUACACGCAACUGGAGCAGCCCGAGCUCGUUGAAAAGUACAAACGAUUGAUGCAGACGUGGCGCGCGAUGCGGCAAAUGCCGGCGUCCAUCGUGCGCUACACCGACAUGCUGCCAAUCCCGACCAUUGUUCAGCUCUUCCUCAAUUGGGACAAACAGAAAGCCGCCGCGGACUGAGCAGCCGCGCGUUUCGGGCGCACGCAAAACCUGUUAUCGAAUAAUCUCAUUGUUUGAAUUUCACGAAACUGCAAGUCGAACUGCUGGAACUCUGGGACUAUAUUUGCGGAAAAUUUACUAAUCAUCUAGUCACGCAUCGUGUAGCGAUAGGCGGGCGCGCACGUGUUCUGCCGCCUCUCAACAAUUGAUUCCCCUUUCAACUAUAUUUUAUUUUUUUUUAUUUAAUGCAUUGCUGCUGUCUUUACAUUUUGAUACUUUAUAUAUUUACUUUAUACCAGAGCGCAGACGGCUGAUAUGCCAAUUAGAUUAAGAUCGCGCGCGACUCGAUUCGUUUGUGAACACAUUCCGUGCGCCAACAGUAUUUCGUGAUCAUCCGGCAUUGACAAAACCGACGAUUUUGUGACUGCGAAUAGUUAUGCGCUAAAUAUGAUGCGUUUUUUAAUCGAUUUAAGCGUAAGCAGCUAGUUUUUAGUUUCGAUUAGUUUAUGCGUUUUAUUUUUUAUAUUAUCGACGGGUUUUUACACAAUAAUUUUAUUUGCGCUGAUCGGAGACGCGUGCAGCAUGACAAAAGCAGAACAAUGCAAUUUUAUUUUAUCGAAAUAUAAAUAUAUACAUAUAUAGUUUAUUAUAGAUCGUGUGUCUGCGGAUACCGGUCCGAAAAUGAUUUGAAUUAGUUAAUGACAUUUAUCAAGAUUUAUUCAUAAAUAAUUCAUGCGAUUCUCAGACGUAUUUCAUAGUGCAACAGUUGAAGUUUAUCUAUACAUACUUUGUUGGUAAGCGUGAGAUCGGUAUAUCUCGACAUUGAUAAUGUGAUAAAAGCGCUUUAUUAGCACUAAUUUAAGAGUUUAUAAACGCGCGUUUGCGAAUUAAGGAGUGCUGCGAGUGAAAGAGCAUUUACUAUGUAAUAUGUAUCGUGAGUUUUUAUUUGAUUACGACGCGAUGUCUCACUGUGUGACGCAUUCGUACGCCCAAUACUCUCGUUGGUGUUGUUUUAUUUUCGGUCUAGAGAAGCCGAGAGCGAGAUGUUUACGUUGCGUUUAGUUAGUGCUAGGACGUAUUUUACUGUCGGUUUAUAUGUUCAUUAUAGGGUUGCGACUUGUUCUUUCACGGAGUUGCGGGCGCAAGCGCAAACACGCUGGAGUGAUGUGUAAUUUUAGAACUUAGAACUGAUUUAACAAAUUGUUACAAGAUGGAUAUGAAUAAAUAAGAGACAUUCGAUUUUACAUUGAGAAA
Messenger RNA from Dalotia coriaria, 3258 nucleotides. RefSeq names its product Protein interacting with APP tail-1 (gene Pat1). The coding region runs from base 274 to 2025 and encodes 583 amino acids. Gene Ontology annotation, molecular function: protein binding; ubiquitin-like ligase-substrate adaptor activity. Gene Ontology annotation, biological process: intracellular protein transport; proteasome-mediated ubiquitin-dependent protein catabolic process. The record is from RefSeq and is a predicted model, not a curated record. Gene Ontology annotation, cellular component: Cul2-RING ubiquitin ligase complex. The transcript is spliced from 6 exons. NCBI's taxonomy places the organism in Eukaryota, Metazoa, Arthropoda, Insecta, Coleoptera, Staphylinidae.